AUGAACAUUCGGGGCGCCCCGGACCUCCCCGGGCAGCCCAGUGACGACCCCAGCAGCGGAGGCGAGCGGGAGCGGAUUCGGCAACGCAUGAAGAUGGUCAUCGGGCAGCUUGAGGACAUCCUGCGGGAGCUCAAGGAGGUAGCCAAGGAACUGAGGGAGGUGGUGAGCCAGAUUGACAGGCUGACCUCGGACUUUGAUUUCGACCUGGAGCCAGACGACUGGACCACAGCCACCGUGAGCAGCACCUCCAGCAGUGACAAGGCGGGUGCUGGCGGCCCCUUCGACCUGGGCCAGCUGGACUUGAUGACCACGGCCGACAUCCUGUCCGACAGCUGGGAGUUCUGCUCCUUUCUGGAUACCUCCACGCCCUCGGACUCUGUGGAUGGUCCCGAGGCCACCCGGCCAGAGGCAGCAGUGGUGGAAGCAGUGGCCGGGGCCGACAGCGGUGCGGCUGACUACCGGCUCAUGAACGGCGGCCUGCCCAUCCCCAACGGGCCAAGGGUGGAGACCCCAGACUCCUCCAGCGAGGAAGCCUUCAGCACUGGCCCAGCCAAGAGCCAGCUGCCCCAGCGGACCCCGGGGACACGGGAGAGGGUGCGUUUCAGUGACAAGGUGCUUUACCAUGCGCUGUGCUGUGACGAUGAGGAGGGCGAGGAGGAGGUGAUGACUACAGCGGCUGAAGAGGAUGGAGAGGAAGAAGGGGGAGGGCUGUCUCCCGAGCUCCCCCACGCCGCCUCCGCCGAAGGCCCCUUUAAGCCGUGCCCCCCAGCUCCCUACAAGCCCCGGCACUGUGCUCUGCCAGGUGGGCGCUCAGGUCCCACUGCGGCCCCUGAACAGGUCAGGAGGAACAGCGUGAGGGACAGCAGCACGCAGACGGUGUCAGACAAGAGCACCCAGACAGCGCUGCCUUACACAGCCGCGAGGCAGAAAGCCAAGAGCAAAAACUAG
Ochotona curzoniae (black-lipped pika) is the source of this 948-nucleotide messenger RNA. RefSeq names its product inhibitory synaptic factor 1 (gene INSYN1). Gene Ontology annotation, biological process: inhibitory postsynaptic potential. The coding region runs from base 1 to 948 and encodes 315 amino acids. Lineage: Eukaryota; Metazoa; Chordata; Mammalia; Lagomorpha; Ochotonidae. The transcript has 2 exons. The record is from RefSeq and is a predicted model, not a curated record. Gene Ontology annotation, cellular component: postsynaptic density.